Aspergillus wentii DTO 134E9 is the source of this 867-nucleotide messenger RNA. It is a transcript of the gene ipp1, whose product is annotated as inorganic diphosphatase IPP1. Lineage: Eukaryota; Fungi; Ascomycota; Eurotiomycetes; Eurotiales; Aspergillaceae. The coding region runs from base 1 to 867 and encodes 288 amino acids. Gene Ontology annotation, biological process: phosphate-containing compound metabolic process. The transcript is spliced from 5 exons. The record is from RefSeq and is a predicted model, not a curated record. Gene Ontology annotation, molecular function: magnesium ion binding; inorganic diphosphate phosphatase activity. Gene Ontology annotation, cellular component: nucleus; cytoplasm.
AUGUCUUACACCGUGCGCAAGAUUGGCCAGGCCAACACCCUGGAGCACCGGGUCUACAUUGAGAAGGAUGGCGUCCCCGUCUCUCCCUUCCACGACAUUCCUCUCUUCCACGAUGAGAAGGCCGGCAUUCUCAACAUGGUCGUUGAGAUUCCCCGCUGGACCAACGCCAAGCAGGAGAUCUCCAAGGAGGAAUUCCUCAACCCCAUCAAGCAGGAUGUGAAGAAGGGCAAGCUCCGCUACGUCCGCAACUGCUUCCCCCACAAGGGUUACCUCUGGAACUACGGUGCCUUCCCCCAGACCUGGGAAGACCCCAACACCGUCCACCCCGAGACCAAGGCCAAGGGUGACAACGACCCUCUCGACGUUUGCGAGAUCGGUGAGCUCGUUGGCUACCCCGGUCAGGUCAAGCAGGUCAAGGUCCUCGGUGUCAUGGCCCUGCUCGACGAGGAGGAGACCGACUGGAAGAUCAUCGUCGUUGACAUCAACGACCCCCUCGCUGCCAAGCUCAACGACGUCGAGGAUGUUGAGCGUCAGCUCCCUGGUCUCCUCCGUGCCACCAACGAGUGGUUCCGUAUUUACAAGAUUCCCGACGGCAAGCCCGAGAACCAGUUCGCCUUCUCUGGCGAGUGCAAGAACAAGAAGUACGCUUUGGACGUCGUCCGCGAGUGCGCCGAGGCCUGGAAGAAGCUCAUCGAGGGCAAGAGCCCCAAGGGUGACAUCAGCCUCGCCAACUCUGCCGUUGAGGAGUCUGCCGACCGUGUCGACCAGGCCCAGCUUUCCAAGAUUCCCCAGGGCGAGAACCUCCUCCCCGCUCCUAUCGAUGGCAGCGUUGACAAGUGGUUCUUCAUCUCCGGUGCUGCCGUGUAA